Sesamum indicum (sesame) is the source of this 952-nucleotide messenger RNA. RefSeq names its product NDR1/HIN1-like protein 1. The record is from RefSeq and is a predicted model, not a curated record. NCBI's taxonomy places the organism in Eukaryota, Viridiplantae, Streptophyta, Magnoliopsida, Lamiales, Pedaliaceae. Gene Ontology annotation, biological process: defense response to other organism. Gene Ontology annotation, cellular component: plasma membrane; plasmodesma.
UGUACUAUAUUUACAAAUAUCAGCAACAGUACGCGGAGUUGUUUUGUCUAUUCUUUUUGUAGACCCGCAGGGGUCCUAUACAAGUCGACUGUACCUUCCCCCAUCUCUUCUCAUUUCUAAAGCGCACAUUAGCAGAUAUAAGCCCCAGCUUCCUUUCACCACCAUAGCUCCCCGCCGCCAUGCCGGAGAAAGUUUCCAGCGCCCACAAGAGCAAGCGUCGGAUCCUCCGGAAGUGCUUCGCCGGCCUGUUCAUCUUCAACUUCAUCAUUCUUCUCGCCGUCCUCAUAACUUGGGCCGUCCUCCAGCCAAAAAAGCCCCGUUUCACCCUCCUAGAGGCCACCUUCUUCACUCUCAAUGUCUCCGCCGCUAACCUCGUAUCGACCGCCAUCCAAGUCACCGUCAACGCCCAGAACCCCAACUCCAGGGUAGGUAUUUACUACGACAAGGUGGACGUUUACGCCACCUACCGCAACCAGCAAAUCACCAACUACACUGGGAUUCCGCCGUUUUAUCAUGGACACAAGGACGUCGACAACAUCUGGCCGAAGUUUAUCAACGGCAGUAACAUCCCGGUGGCGCCGUACAACGGCCUAGCCCUCAGGCAGGACCAAUUCAAGGGCGACGUGAGGCUGAUUAUCAAAAUAGACGGGCGUGUUAAAUGGAAAGUGGGGUCCUUUGUGACCAGGCGGUACGACAUCCACAUCGCCUGCCCCGCCCAGAUUGAGCUUUACUCCAACAAAACCGGAGUUCUCAUCGCCGACGAAAGUAGGUAUAAGCUUGAACAAAGUUGUAGUGUCUAUGUGUGAAACAGUAAAAUCCAAAUAGGAUUAUUUAAAUUUAAAUCGGGAUUCACUACUUCUCAUUAAUUUUAUGUAAUUCGUCGGUUGAUUUUUUGUUUAUUGUUAUUCAUGUUAUCUCUACUUUUUAUAUAUUUGAAGAGCAUCUUUUGAUA